GACAGAUCCGAAGUGCGCGCACAAAGACGCCUCAGACAGCGUGCGAUCCCGAUAUAUACAGAAUUACAGUAUUUCAAAAAAUCUGUUUUGGUUUGUGCCAAAUUUGGUGGUAUUACCAGGGGUUUUAAGGUAUUUGCUCAUUUGCUCAUUGCGACUCAUUUUGCCAGCAUGGGACACAUUUAUUUAGAAAGCUGACACCUGGGAGUUUACAGUUCAAGACUCAGAAUUACUCAGACUGUUAUUAAUAUGGAGUUAUAUAAGCUCAAAAAUAAAAAUAAAAAAUAUUAUAUAAAUAUAACAUUUAAAUUACGGCUGUCACGAUAACAGAUUUGUCACACCACGGUUAUCGUGGCCAAAAGAAUUCACAGUAACGAUAUAUUGUGAUAUCUAUAGAAACCUUGGAAAAAAAAGUUUUGUUUUUGUUUUUUUCAUUGCAUACAACAAAUACAACAACUGAGCUCUCUAAAGAAAUAACUAGGAGAGAGAAAAUAAAAAAAAAAAAAACUGGCAAGGCAUGCAGGCGCGUCUCUCUUAUACAGUUUGUGAGCAGUUAAAAUUGCAAUAAACAAGUAUACGUUGUGAACAAAUAAUUUGUAGAGAACUGAAUCAGAAUGCGCGAAUGGAAAAAUCAAGUGAGCCCAGAGCGGUUUGUGUUCAGAUUGCAUGUUUUUAGCAAACCGUACUGUAAAAUGAAAUCGAACCGUACUUAGACCACCUCCUGAGAUGGUCUCGGUUUGGUUCGCUUUUAAGGGGUCUGAGAUUGUUUGGAGUGUCCACAUAUGGGCCAAAAAUCAUGCAAACCGUGCUCAGACACCUGAAAAGGACCAAGUGUGAAAACACCCUAAUGUCUGGCACGGAGAACUGCCCCAUUAACGAUUCUGUUGUUCUCUCUCAAUGAAUGUUAGCAUCUUUGCCGGUAUUAAACUUAAUCUUCAUUAUUCUUUUAUCAUUAUUCUUUUGUUUUUAUUCAGCCAUUAUUAGCCUUUAUUCUGACAUUGCUUGCCCAUCCACACUGCUUUCAUCCUAGAUUUGUUAAUCCACCUAUCACCUGAAGUCUUUCAAAAAAAAAAAAAAAAAAAAAAAAAAAAAAAGCAUAUUCUUGUGAUGUAAAUUCUUUUAACAAAACAGAUCGUGAAAUAGAUAUAGCUCCUGGAGCAGCAGGUGCAUAAGAGCUACAAUUAGCAUCAAGAUACAUAACACAAUUUAAAAGAUUAAUAUUACACAUUUACUCAAAAUUCACUUUAAAGUGUUUGUAAUAACUUCUGAUUGCGAUCUAAUAUAGAUUUUGAUCAUAUCAUUUUGUUGAAAUAUGUUAUAUUUAGCAUUUUACAUGGAGCUCGCUACACUUGUUUAGCAUGUAUGCUGUAGACAUUCUUUACUCAUAUGAAAAUACCCCAAAUAGCAUGAAAAUCACACAAAAAAUCAUAUACUAUCGUAAUAGUGUUUAUUUUCUUAAUUUUUGACAUGUAGAAGCAUUUCUUUGGCUUUGUUUUUCACUGAGCUGCGAAGCAAGAAGUUUGCACAGGAUGUGGUCAUGCAGAAGGCAGGAAUUAUGCCACGUAAGAUGAUUGACAGCCCUAGACAAAAUCAGCACUCACUGAGUCAUAUAACUCACAUGCAAAACCCGAAACAGAACAGACAGAUAUCGCUCUGUACCCUGUUUUAGAUCUUCAGAUUGCAUAAUUCAGUGUGAAAUGAAUAGAAAUUAUAUUCUGUAUGACAAAAUAUUUUGCAAACGUGAGAAUAAAUCAAUAUAAAUAUAAAUCAUUUCCCCAAAGAUGUGCACUUUUGGACUAAAAGGCGCUGUUCAGUAGAGCUGUGUGAACACAAAUAAACCGCAGCAGAGAUGACUCGUUUUAUCAUAAAACAUGGUCUAUUAUCGAAACUGGAGCCUUUAAUCUUUCUAAUGAUACACGUUUUGUCCAUAUGACAUUAAGAACGUGAUUUCGAGGUAUUGUACUAUAAACAUUACAAGAGAUUAAAACGCACUUCAAUAUAUUUUAAAUAUAUUCUACAUUUGUUGUAGGUGUUGCUAUGGUGACAUCAGUCAGAAUGGCUCCUCCUCUUCUGAUCAUUCUCCUCGUGAUUCAUGGGGUUUCUAGUGGUGAUUGGGGUGUGAGUUACAGUCCUUCACACAUCUGUGCACUAAAUGACUCAUCAGUGAUAAUGAGCUGCACUUAUACAUACCCUACUGGAUAUCAGAUCAUGAGAGUCUUCUGGACCAAAGGCACUGUAAAAAAGGGCCAAGAGCGAACAGAUCUGUCUGAGGACCCUGAAUACAGACAGAGGCUUCAGUAUCUGGGAGAUAAACAGCAGAACUGCACUAUGAGACUGAGUCAUGUGAAGGAUUCACAGAAGUACUAUUUCAGAUUCAUCACUGAUAAGGACAAAGCGAUGGGCAUGACUGGAGUGACUCUUACUGUCACAGAUCUUCAGGUGGAGUCUCCUGAGAGAGUGACAGAGGGAGAUUCAGUCCGUCUGACAUGUAAAAGCAGCUGCACUCUGACUGACAGAGCAACAUUCAUCUGGUACAGAAACUCACAGCCAUUAACUGAGAGAAGAGACAGAAACAAUGAACUCCUGCUGCAGUCAGUCAGAAGAGAGGAUGCAGGCAGAUAUAGCUGUGCUGUACACGGACACAAUCACACCUCUCCUGCUGUUCAGCUCAAUGUCAUGUACGCUCCCAGGAGCGUCUCGGUGUCCAUCAGUCCAUCUGGUGAAAUAGUGUCAGGAGAUUCAGUGACUCUGAUCUGCAGCAGUGAUUCAAACCCUCCUGCUCUGAACUUCAACUGGUUUAAAGGAGGAAUGUUUGUAGGAUCUGGAAGAAUCUACAACAUCUCAAAGAUCAGCUCUGAUGACAGUGAAGGAUACAAGUGCAAGUCCAUCAAUGAACAUGGAGAGAAAUACUCUGAUGCUGUGACUUUAAACAUCAUGUACCCACCCAGGAAUGUCUCAGUCUCCAUCAUUCAGUCUGGUCAGAUUUGGGCGAGAGAUUCAGUGACUCUGAUCUGCAGCAGUGAUUCAAACCCUCCUGCUCUGAACUUCAGAUGGUUUAAGGAGAAUGAAAGCUCAGCUGUUGGAUCUGGACAGAGUUUCAGUGCACUACAGAGUGGACGCUUCUACUGUCAGGCUCACAAUCAACAUGGAUCUCAGAGAUCAGACGCUGUAACUGUGACUGUUAAAGUUGUAGGACGUCUGGUGAUAUUAUACAUAUCCAUUGGAGUGAUUUGUGGAGCUGCAGUAAUCAUUACGACGUUACUGAUUUGGAGAAGCAGAAUGAAAAAGAGAAUGGAGUCUCAGAUGAAUCAGUCCAGACCUCAUGAUAGACGCAAAGCUUGCAAUGUUGAAUUGAGUGAACCUGUGUAUAUGAAUGUAACGCUUGACAUGAAGAUGCCAUAGUAUUUGAAAUGCAUGGCAAAAUAUGCCUACCUUUGGGUGGAGCCCUGAAUGAUUGACAGAUCAUUUUAUACAAAGUGACUUAAAUGAUAAACACCGUAACCAAUUUGUCAAAAGAGCCAGCAAUAUUUGCUGUGCACAAUGCUAAGUUUAAAUUGUAAGCUACAUUAAUGCAAGCUUGUACAAAAGUGAAAUGCUGAAAAUAUGAUAUAGAACAAUAUUUUUUUUUAAGCACUUGCAAAGGUGUCUUCAGCAUGAUGUUUUACUGAAGUGAUGUGAGGAUUAUUUGAUUCAAGGACUGAGGGAAAUGGGGGAGGAAAAGUAUCAUGAAUUUAUGCAAAGUGUCUAAUCACUGAAGUGUGUUUUUUUAUUUACAUUUUGUUUUUAAUUACUUCAUUUACAUGUGUUAUGGUGUUUCAACCUUUAGUAUCAAUGUUAAUGUUUUCAAGGCAUAUAAUAAAGCUCUAUUAUGGGAAUAGUCUACUGUCCUUCAAUACUGCCAAUCAACAUAAACAAUAAUAAACAGCAAUACGUUUAGAAUUUGCUAGACACACACACACUGUACUGUACUAAACAACACUGAUAACCCACAGUUCUUUACACUAGUUAAUUUUGUAUGAAAACAAUAUAAAUAUUAUGAGUCUUUCCCUGAAGAUGUCAUACUUUUCGUGGUCUUUGCACCACAUGUGGUGCACAGUGGUAUGCCUAAUUUUUCUCUUUUUAAGAUGAAUGUGGAUCUGUGAUUUUAAAUGCCAAGCUCCAAAAAGCUUCAUAAAACACUCCAUAAGACUGGUAAGUAACAUUAAAAGUAUUUUGAAGCCAUACAGGUUUGUUAAAGGAUUACUGACUGAUAAUCUUGAGAUAAUCUGGCACUGUUACUCUCAAAAUCAUUUGUAGUUGAGUUUUUAAAUGUUUUUUUCUCCCUGUACAUUCUUACAUCGCAAACAUCCUAAAUAUGUAAAUGGUUAUAUAUUUAAAGUUGGGAAUGCCCAUCAUGUCCAUCAACUGUCCAGAGCAUCGCUGCCCCUGGCCAUCAGGCAGUCCUUAUUAUCGAACCCUGUAGUUACUAACCUAAAAGUAAAAGAGAUUUGUGGUUGCUUCUCAAGCAGAGGCUGCAUCCUAGUAAGGAUGAACAUCAUCAAGAACUGCUGAAGGCAGUCUCAAUUUGAAGGAUCCUUGGAAGACAGCCUUCCUUUCACGUCCUUCAUUAAACGACUUUGCAUCAAGUGUAUCAUUCAUGUCCUUCAAUCACCCAAAGUCCAAUUCUCGAAAAAAAAGCUGACUGCGUUUACACGGUGCAAGAUGUGAGGGAGAGAAGCUGACUACUCAGCAUACAUGGAAAAAUUAUAAUUUAAUAGAGAACUGUAUUUCCCCAGUUGCAUUCCCCAGAGCGUUGUUAGUGUCCUCUUUGCUCUGCAAUGUUUUUUUACACCAUGAGAAAAUGGACUUGUGGUGUGAGAGUCUCACGAUGAAUGCCUGAGAGUUUGCAGCCCUGAUUUAAGUCAAUAUACACAAUACAAUAUAAAAUAAAUAAAUAUAACACUUAAUUCCUAUGCAAGCUGUCAUGCUAGUAAAAAGUUAGAGAAUUUGCACUGUUCUGUAGCAUUUUAACUGUCAUUGUUUCCAAGUUCCCCAAGAGUUUGAAGUGGAAGCUGGUCAAUAAAAGACAUCAAGAAAUAAAAUGCACACUUCGCUUCACAAUUUCAUGAAAAAUGUCAAUGCUUAAUAUUUCCUUCACAAUUAUGUACAUACAGAAAUAUAUCUUAAUGACUUCUGUAUAUUGCUUAUCCUGUGUGAAACAACUGUGCUAAAGUCCGAAGUAACAGUUAAUUUAUGCACAUAUAUCCUAAUUUAUGUACAUAUGUUUAAUUAUUAUCACUUUUGACCAUUAGGUGGUGCUGUUACCAAAUUGAUGUUGU
Molecule: messenger RNA, 5315 nt
Organism: Ctenopharyngodon idella (grass carp)
Lineage: Eukaryota; Metazoa; Chordata; Actinopteri; Cypriniformes; Xenocyprididae
Product: B-cell receptor CD22-like
Exons: 9
Coding region: 2035-3399 (454 amino acids)
Source: RefSeq, a predicted model, not a curated record